This is a messenger RNA of Uranotaenia lowii, 1253 nucleotides long. RefSeq names its product CLIP domain-containing serine protease B4-like. The transcript has 5 exons. Gene Ontology annotation, biological process: proteolysis. The record is from RefSeq and is a predicted model, not a curated record. NCBI's taxonomy places the organism in Eukaryota, Metazoa, Arthropoda, Insecta, Diptera, Culicidae. The coding region runs from base 121 to 1203 and encodes 360 amino acids. Gene Ontology annotation, molecular function: serine-type endopeptidase activity.
UCCACGCUCAGGCUAGUACGAAUUCAAGAGCAAAACCAUUCGGACGUAAAUCUCAAAAAUUCUGUCUUCCCGUCGCGUUUUCGCCGUUUAUUAUCUGUGAUUUUUUUUAAGUUCUGAAAUAUGGGAAUGGUGGGUCCAUUCGUGAGGUUGUUGAUAGUCACAAUUGGCAUCGUGACCUAUUUUCAGCCAGGUUUAUCGCUAGCUCUACAUGCAAAAUGCACAACGCCUACCCAGGCAGACGGAAGCUGCGUUUAUCUGGAUGAGUGUCCCCAAACGGUGGCCAUCCUGAAGAAGCGACUAAUGUCCCGUGAAGAACGUAACUUCCUGCAGGCCAGCCGAUGUGGCCAAACUAAAGAAGGUCGAAACCUGGUCUGCUGUGCUAAUCCGGUGAUCGAACAAAGUAACGAACUGCCGGCAACGAACGAAUGCGGCCUCGAUUUGGGCGAUCGCAUCGUCGGCGGUCAACAGACGGAUCUGGAUGAGUUCCCGUGGUUGGCACUACUAAAAUACCGUAAACCGAAUGGGGUCACCGGGUUCCACUGUGGCGGCUCUCUCAUCAAUGUGCGCUACGUCCUGACGGCAGCCCAUUGCGUGCAACAUGGGAAGUGGGAUAUCAUCGGAGUACGGUUGGGGGAAUACGACACCUCGAACCAGGGUCCGGAUUGUAUUAACGAUGCUUGUGCCGAUGCACCCCUGGACGUUGGCGUUGACAAGGUUAAAGUCCAUGAAGGCUAUCGAACCAAGGACAACGUAAACGAUAUAGCGCUAGUUCGGAUGGAUCGGAACAUUCCUUUCGGGGACUACAUUCAUCCGAUUUGUUUGCCUUUGACGAGUACUGCCAGGACCCGAAAUAUUGAGGGAUCCAGACUUACGGCGGCCGGUUGGGGGAAAACCGAGCAUGGAACUGGCAGCAGAGUGAAGCUAAAGAUCGAUCUGGAGGUAACGGACCAAUACAGCUGUACGUCGGUGUAUCAACAGCAGCGUAUUAGCAUCCGAGAUACGCAGAUCUGUGCCGGUGGAGAUCACGGGAAGGAUACCUGUUCCGGAGAUUCCGGUGGACCGCUGAUGUUGCGGGAUGGGUACAAUUUUUUCCUCUAUGGGGUGGUCAGUUUCGGGCCGAGUAAGUGUGGUAUUGCUGGAGUGCCCGGUGUUUAUACCAACGUGCCGAAGUAUAUCGACUGGAUCAAGAAAAAUAUGGAGUAGAGUGAGAGGGUUUGAGAGGUCGGGAACUUAUCUGUCGAUAAAUCGUUGAU